Patella vulgata (common limpet) is the source of this 706-nucleotide messenger RNA. Its product is annotated as DNA repair protein SWI5 homolog. The record is from RefSeq and is a predicted model, not a curated record. The transcript has 5 exons. Bases 255 to 575 code for a protein of 106 amino acids. Gene Ontology annotation, cellular component: Swi5-Sfr1 complex; Swi5-Swi2 complex. NCBI's taxonomy places the organism in Eukaryota, Metazoa, Mollusca, Gastropoda, Patellidae. Gene Ontology annotation, biological process: double-strand break repair via homologous recombination.
UGAUACCUCCGCACUCUUUUCGAAGUGGCGAAAGAAGAUGCCGGAUAAAAUAUCAAUAUCAGUUGUUUUAUCUUGAACCAGGUUCAAAUUAGUCGGGUCAAGGCAAACUAACCAGAAAUAUGAUAUACAAAAACCACUGAUAAUAAUUGUUGAGGUUGGGUUUGAAGUCAUAGCCAUCCUCAUAACAUAACUAGUGUGUAGGCUACUGUAAGUACAGCCUGUAAAAUAGAAUUGAGACCUUUUGGUAUGAAGACAUGAACAAUUUUAAAUCACCUUGUGGGAAUUUUAAAUCCCCAGUACAGGGAAAAUGUGACAAAAAGUCAGCGUCAUCAGCAGAAAAUAUCACAGAAAAUAUAAAAGAAUUAAAAGAGAAAUUGACAGGGGUCAAUCAUCAAAUAAACUUACACAAAGCUGAAGGAUGUAGUGAAGAAGAAUUAAAACUUCACAUAGAUAAAUUACAUGAAUACAAUGAGAUUAAAGAUGUAGGACAGAUGAUAUUAGGAAGAAUAGCCAAUCUAGAAGGAGUAAGGUGCCAGGAUCUUUAUGAAAAAUAUGAUUUGGAUCUGGUAGAUUGAAAAUCUGUGUGUGACUUUGAGGAUCAAAACUGAAUGGAAAGAUUACAUUAUUACUAGAUAUUAACAUUGUAACUUACUAACAGAGCAGUAUGUUGAAUUGUAUUAAAUAUUAAUGGGUUUUUGAUGCAAAA